Molecule: messenger RNA, 2173 nt
Organism: Malania oleifera
Lineage: Eukaryota; Viridiplantae; Streptophyta; Magnoliopsida; Santalales; Ximeniaceae
Exons: 12
Coding region: 248-1927 (559 amino acids)
Source: RefSeq, a predicted model, not a curated record
GAUAUUUUGGGCUCACGCAGUGGGCUCUCUGGGAUUAUUUCUAUCGGCCAAUUCUUUAAGCUACGGUGGUCGUCGUCUUCUCUCUCUCUCUCUCUCUCUCUCUCUAUUGCAAAGUUGCAGCUUGCAGCCUCGACCUUCUUUCCCACCUUGACCUUCACGGUUUCCCCCAAAACCCUGGAACUGCUUUUUCACAUCGUUGAUUGUCCAAACGCUUCGAAUAUAUCGAAGUUGAGUGCUCGCGUUACAGAUGGCGUCAAAUGUGCAGGAAAUCAUUGAGCAACAACAGACGCCGCCAAAAUUACAAAUAUAUCAUCCCAAUAGUAACGAAGUUUCCCCUUUCUGGAGAGAGAAGUACGAAAGAGAUGCAAGGAAGUACUGGGACAUCUUUUACAAGCAUCAUCAAGAUAAAUUCUUUAAAGAUCGGCACUACUUGGACAAAGAGUGGGGCUGCUACUUCUCUGGAACAGGGAAAAAAGUCAUUUUGGAGGUUGGAUGUGGAGCUGGAAACACGAUCUUUCCUUUGGUUGCCACAUAUCCAGAUAUCUUUGUUCAUGCAUGUGAUUUCUCACCUCGUGCCGUUAAUUUGGUUAAGAUACAUAAAAGCUUCAUGGAGACUCGAGUUAGAGCAUUCGUUUGUGAUCUGACAAUUGAUGACCUGAGCAAGGAUAUUUCUCCAGCUUCAGUUGACGUUGUAACAAUGAUAUUUGUGUUAUCUGCAGUGUCCCCUGAGAAGAUGCCUCUAGUUUUGCAGAACCUAAAAAAGGUUCUGAAGCCAAAUGGUUAUGUGCUGUUUCGGGAUUAUGCAACUGGAGACCUUGCUCAGGAGAGAUUCAGUUGCAAGGAUCAAAAGAUAAGCGAAAACUUCUAUGUCCGGGGUGACGGUACUCGUGCUUUUUAUUUUUCUAAUGAGUUCUUGACAAGUUUAUUCGAAGAUAAUGGAUUUGUUGCUGAAGAAAUUGGUUUAUGCUGCAAACAAGUUGAAAAUCGAUCACGAGAGUUGGUGAUGAAUCGGCGUUGGAUCCAAGCUGUAUUUCAUUUUUUAGAUGGUGCGAGGACAACUCCUAGUACAGUACUUGUGAACAAGGUAGACCACGUAGAGAAUAUUGGGCCUGAAGUUGAAGGAGACUCUUCAAAGGAGCAUGCAAGAGAUUUUGAGAUUGAUAUGUCUGAGGGUUUGGCUGUUGAAAUGUUUGGUACUCUACCUUCUAAUGAGAUAAUUGAAGUUCCACUGAGUGGUUGUAACAUGAAGAUAACAGUACUUUCCAAAGAGUACCAACACACUUGCAAAUCAACUGGGUUGAUGCUGUGGGAAUCAGCUCGCCUGAUGGCUUCCAUCCUUGCGAGAAAUCCUGCAAUUGUUGCAGGGAAAAAGGUUUUAGAGCUGGGAUCUGGCUGUGGUGGCAUUUGCUCAAUGGUUGCUGCAAGAUCUGCUACCCUUGUGGUUGCCACAGAUGGAGAUACGAAAGCACUCGACCUGUUGACAAAAAAUGUUGCUUCAAAUCUGGAACUGCCAUUCCUUUCUAAACUACUUACAAAGAGAUUACAGUGGGGAAAUACAGACCACAUAGAAGCCAUCAAGGAAUUGAGUGAUGGAGGUUUUCAAGUAAUUAUAGGCACAGAUGUGACUUACAUUCCUGAAGCCAUCUCACCUUUGUUUGCAACUGCAAAAGAGCUGGUUUCUUCCAAUGGAGGACUCAGGGAGGUGUCCAAGCCAGCCCUUAUUCUAUGCCAUGUCGUGCGCCAAGUUGAUGAACCAUCAAUGCUUUCAGCUGCGUCUCAAUAUGGUUUUAUGCUGGUUGAUCAGUGGUCAACUGGAAUGCCAACAAGUUCAUCCACAGGCAUAAUCAGCUCUUGGUUUUCUGGACAUGGUUCUGAGAUGGAUCUUCCAAACACUGCCUUGCGCAUCAUGUAUUUCCAGAUGGAGUAAAGCAUGUUCCAUUUUGGAGUGGAGGUGUAGGCUUGAAACCUUAAGAUUUGGAAGUGAAGGAGUUUGUGAUAGGAAAUGAGCUAUUAUGUUGUGUAUUCAGAGUUCAAUAGGUCUUCUAGUGAAAGAUAAAAGGAAAAAAAGAGAGUUGAAGAGGGAAUGUUUGGUUUGGAUUUAUAUUCAGUGCAUCAUUUAUUAUUCUUACACUUGUAAUAAAUAUAUUUAUUCAAGCUUGUUUUGAGUGUUAAA